Symbiodinium sp. CCMP2456 is the source of this 585-nucleotide messenger RNA. The record is from the annotation of a GenBank genome assembly. Lineage: Eukaryota; Dinophyceae; Suessiales; Symbiodiniaceae.
GCCCUUGAAGCCAUCGAGCAGCUGGGGUCACUCAAGGACAUAGCCAAAGCCGGGCCACUUCAGGUCGCCAGACCGGGAGGCUGCGAGUUCUUGGACCACCGCCGCACCAGUCAUGGAGAUGACGUGGCAGGAGCAAAGCAGCCGGGUGCUUUGGCCAACGACUGCAAAAGGUUGGCAUAUGCCCGCCGCCGCAGCGAAAGCAGCCAGGCGCCUUUGCGCGGUUCCACAGCCGCCGAGCUGGGGCCCUCUACCCAGUCACUGCCUUUGGGCUUUUUCGCCAAGGACGAGUCGCGCAGCAGCUCGCGAAAUCGCGCUGCAAGCACGCACGGGGGGACGGUGAAUGGGCCCUCCGUCGACGCUCCGCUUUCCCGAUCCUCGACUCGCUGUGACGGGUCAGGCCAGGAGGCGGACGCCGACAACUUUGUGAACGAUCUGCCGCUGACACUGGCCCCAGCUGCGCGAUCUUCGACAGGUCCCACUUCAAUCGCUCCGCUGGCGACCGCUGAAUCUCGCGCACGACAGAGAAGGGACAAGGUUGAUGAGGAGGAGGAGACCUACACGCUUCCAAGCAUCGCGGAGCUUCCU